UCUUGUAUGAGCUCUGUGCUCUGGAAUGGAAUAGCAGCUUUUUUCUCACUCGCUCUCUCUCUCUUUCUCUUUCUCCUCACUCUUAACUGACGAUGAUGUGAACAAACAACGUGAUUAUCAGGCUUUGAAAGAGCAGCAGAGAGAGAUCCCGGUUUAAUCAUUUUCCAAGGCGCGAAUGAACAGGAGUGGAAGUUUCUCUUUGGACCAGACACUGAAGACGUCUGGAAAGCGAGCCCAGAAGUGCCAAAUGCCAAGACUAGAGGACCACUGCUGGAGUUGCUCCUGUGCACCAAGGGUGGAAAGUAAGAAUUCAUCGGGGGCAAACUGGGUGGCAUCAAAGGCUGAGGAAAUGCUGUCCAUCAUCACGUCGGUGCUCAGCAAUGCCUACGGCUCCCUGCACAGCGUCCGAGCAGCCAACUUGAUCCGGCGGGGUCUCGUCCUCUUCACCGUGGGAGUGUUUCUCGCCCUGGUGCUCAACUUGCUGCAGAUCCAGAGAAACGUCACUUUGUUCCCCGAGGAGGUGAUGACAACUUUGUUUUCGUCCGCCUGGUGGAUCCCGCCUUGCUGUGGCACAGGGGCUGCUGUUGUCGGCCUGCUGUACCCCUGCCUCGACAGCCACUUAGGAGAGCCGCACAAGUUCAAGAGAGAGUGGGCCAGUGUGAUGAGGUGCAUCGCCGUCUUCGUUGGCAUCAACCACGCCAGCGUCAAACUAGACUUUGCCAAUAAUGUCCAGCUCUCCCUAACGCUGGCAGCCCUCUCCCUGGGCCUGUGGUGGACGUUUGACCGGUCCCGGAGUGGCUUUGGCCUAGGCAUCACCACCGCCUUCCUCGCUACUGUCAUCACACAGCUGCUGGUCUACAACGGAGUCUACCAGUAUACAUCUCCAGACUUCCUGUAUGUGCGCUCCUGGCUGCCAUGCAUAUUCUUCUCAGGAGGAGUUACUGUAGGAAACAUCGGCCGCCAACUUGCCAUGGGUGGUGUUGAGAAACCCCACAAUGACUGAUCCAGGCUGUGCAGUGGAGGACAUCUAGGAACGCAAAGGAGCGCCAACAUAACAAUGGAUAUGUUAUAGGGAGAAAGAGAAGAAAAAAAGGAAAAAAAAAAGACUCAUAGUCUCGACAAUUUCGUCCUUUGUUCUCACAACAAAGUGCGGGUCAGAAAAUCCCCUGACUUUACGUGCCAUGUCUUCUGCACCUCCUUGUGGCCAAACGACCCAUCCCUCCCAUCUGUGUUAUACUCCAUUAGCAUUAGGACUCCCCUCACAUCAGAUGGGAGGACAGUGUUUGCCUCUCGAUUUUUUUUUUUUUAAGUGAAUAGUCGAUUGGUUUCAUUUGUACGUUGGAAGAGUGAGCUACUUAGCCUCUUACAGUUUAGCGAGUGGAAGCGUGCAUAUGUUAUGCUUUAGCGUGGACGUAUCUUGGUCUUAGCGGAGAAGACAUGGAGAAAAAAAAACAGGUGGUGCUACAAUGUGUGUUUUUGUUUUCGCCUGAAUAUGCUAUGAUCAUAAAAGGGAAAUGUUUUAGCAGUGGCAAAAAUGUCUUCACCCUAAAAUGUGUGUGUGUUCAGCAGCCGCAGGGGCCUGCACUGUGGCACAGGGGAGUUGCACAGGAUGUAUGUUCCCAUUCAAACCAGAAGUAGUAUUUAUUUUGGAGGUUGCUGAAAAUUUUUGAAUGAUUGCAUUAAUGAACCCAAACCAAAUGCGAGUAUGAUAAUGAAUGAUGCAGUCCAUGCCUUGGACAAGUAGGCAGCACCCUCUAGAACAUAUGUUACUAUUUCUCGUCGGCAAAAUAAAAAGAUAGGAAAGGAAUACAGGAAUGCCAGUCAGUUUUCUACCAAGCAGUACUGGCUGAUAUUCACCUGUAAGUAUAAGUAUAGUAAGACUUAACUCCUUCUGGUUUGCAAAAAUGCCUACAAUUUAUUCUUUGGACUACAGGGUCAUAUUAGGUUUUUCAGAACUCACUGCAUAGUGUGUUUUUGCAGGAACAACUCUGAAACAUACAGUCGAUUGCAUUUUUAUCUAAUAUGUUUCAGAAAAAAGAUCCCAUCCACAGAAACCUUAGAGUAGAGAGGUGAAACCAUGCCAGUCUUGUGCACAUGGUAUUGUUAUUGCAUAAUUAGGACACUCCCAUAGUGAUCCAUGUUUUUUUUUUUUUUUUUUUUUUAAUGCACCAGGAGAGCAGCAAAACUUCGCCAGCAUCUUUGGUUACAUCAAACCAGCUAACACUUUCCAAGGCAUUUUACCUUUUUCUGACCAGGUGUUAAAUGUUCGCCUCGUGACCGACUCUCUGAAUGGCCCAUGAUUCUUUUUGAGACAAAACUUUUACCAUACGAUCGUGAGUAUUUCCACUCUGAAUGGUAUUUUCAAACCAAUAAGGAUAGUUUGGGAACAUACGCUGACUGAAGGAGAGGGCAGGACAUUGUUACUUCGGCCUCGAAGAUUUGCAAUCUGUGAUUGCCUAUGUAUUAUAGAAUGUAGUGCUUUUGUCACUAUAACAUUUUAGUUUUAUCAUUUGUACAAACACAAUGACAUUACUGCUUAUAUGUAUAAUGGCUUGCCUAUGUAAUCAGACAGGUAUUACCAUACUAGACCCACAGUAUGUUAGUUAGCGUUUGGGGGUCUAGAGGAGUAAGUGCAAUCAGAGUAUACAUGAGCCGAUUAUUCUUCCUUAUUUAUUAUUUCUGACAAUGGCUAAAAAAAUAUAACUUGUUGUAAUUAUAUGCAGUGUGGAGACUUUAAAAGAGCAAUAACAUCUUUUUUUAUUUUAUUUUUUGUAAACAACAAGAACUUUGUCAGAAAAUACUUGCCUUCUUAGAGUUGAUACCAAUGACCUCUCUCACCUGAGAGACAAAAGUUAAAAAAAAAAAAAAAAAAAAUGUGUCAAACUGUUGUAAAAUCUCAUUUAGUAGCAUUAUAGAAGGAAAACCUGAUUUAUUUUUUUUAAAUACUUUUUUGUGACAGAUCACAGAGGGGCUGGUAUGCCCUGCGCUGUUUGAAUCUGUUUAUAUUCAGGUGUGCUAAACUGAAGAGGAAGCUUUAUUUUUGAGGUGGUGAAGCACCUAUUAUUUCAGUGUUUAGAGUAUGUGUGUGUGUCUGAUAUUUCAGCUGUGUAUCGUUUUUGCUACCUUGGAUUUAAGUGAAAAAUAAAGACCUGAAUAGGA
Messenger RNA from Myripristis murdjan (pinecone soldierfish), 3159 nucleotides. RefSeq names its product insulin induced gene 1 (gene insig1). Gene Ontology annotation, cellular component: endoplasmic reticulum; SREBP-SCAP-Insig complex. Gene Ontology annotation, biological process: SREBP-SCAP complex retention in endoplasmic reticulum; cellular response to insulin stimulus; SREBP signaling pathway. Bases 176 to 1003 code for a protein of 275 amino acids. The transcript has 7 exons. NCBI's taxonomy places the organism in Eukaryota, Metazoa, Chordata, Actinopteri, Holocentriformes, Holocentridae. The record is from RefSeq and is a predicted model, not a curated record.